GUGAGAGUCCUCUUCCUACCAGCAUCAACAAGCUAUUAUCAUAGAGAGCACGUGUGAAUCCGUUGAAGCACUGCAGCUUCUUCUUUUUUCUCCUACGUCUCAUCCGAAAUCUCACUCUCCAACUAUCUUCCACAAUGGCGGGCAUAGACUCAACGGCUACUCACGCCAUAACCAAGCCGUCCGUCCCCGUCGUCACUUCGUUCCCCUUCAAUCCUCUCACUACAACUUUCACCCGUCCCGAUGAUUGCGACGGCAUCUACGUAUCUGGUUUUCUCAGCGGCAUAGACUUCUCCAAGUCCUGCCUCCCAAAAGGCUUCCACACCGACCAGACCUCCUACUUCUCACCCGGCUUGGCAUGUCCGUCUGGCUACUACUCGGCCUGCCAUGACAAUAUCGGAGCAUCGCGAAUCACGACCGUAACGUGCUGUCCGACGUUUGCCACCGAUAUAUCGCUUUCCUGCGUCACGGCGAGUACGCUUGAGAGCGUUUGGUCAACUCUGUUUUGUACAUGGAUUGCGCCUGAUGGAGACGGCACGACGCUGCCCAUGACGGUGAGCAACAAUGGCAUUACAAGCACAGUCCAGGGCUCCUUUACUGCUCCGGGGGGUUUGAACGCCUUUGGAAUUAGAAUGGUAUACCACAAGACCGACACGCAAUCGACAACCAUGGCAACGACGACAACAACAACAAGAAGCGCAGCAACAACGGGGACAAAGCCAGGAGGAGCAAAAAACACAGGCGGUUCGGAUUCUAGUGACUCAUCCGGUGGUUUGUCAACUGGUGCCAAGGCAGCAAUUGGAGUUGUCGUGCCCGUUGUCGUGCUCGGUUUGCUGGCCGGUCUGUUCUUCUGGUGGAGAAAGCGGCAGCAGUACAACAAAGUCGUCUCAUCAAGCACGCCCACGGAGCUCCAGGGUCGAGAGGUAGCGCCGGCGGCCGAGAUGCCACAGUAUAGCGGCCUGAUGAACAAACCUAAACCGGCGACCGAGGCGCCUCCGGGAGAGCUGCCUGCGGAAGAGCCUCCUGCGGUUGAGCUUCCCGCCGGGCCGAUGCACUGAAAAGCUGGCUAGAUUUUUUGGUGAAUAGAGAUGUGGUUCUUGGUGUUUGGUUGUACGACCGGUUGUUCUUCAACUGGGGGAGUUUGUAUGGGUCUUGGGCGUUUUGAGAGCUGCCUACGAAACGACUGAUGGUAUUUUGCUUUCUCUUCUUUUAAUACCUUUUUUUUUUUUAUAUCGAUGGCUGCAUGAUUGCAUGUACAUUAUCUUUUCUACACAAUUGGGUCGAAUUUUGUCACGAGGGUAUGCAGUGAGAGUUGUCAGGGGGUGACUGUUUGUUGUACAGUACGCUGUAUGAGGUUUUAAAAGGGGGAUUUCCCUAUGGUUGGCAUGAGCAUUGUAUAGUCACAACAGCUGUGUUUAAUUUACUGUGGGGCAUAAUUAUAGAUAUUAUAUACCUUGAC
Trichoderma asperellum CBS 433.97 is the source of this 1456-nucleotide messenger RNA. RefSeq lists its product as uncharacterized. The record is from RefSeq and is a predicted model, not a curated record. NCBI's taxonomy places the organism in Eukaryota, Fungi, Ascomycota, Sordariomycetes, Hypocreales, Hypocreaceae.